AUGGCGCCGACCGCAAAUUGGAGGCAGUACCAGUCGAGUAAUAGCACCACUUCUGGCCGCAGCGACAACAGCACCGCUUCAGGCCACAGCGACCACAGCGCUCACAGCGCCCGUUCCUACGACACAGCGCCGACAGAGUACAGCGACCGGAGACCGUCGCUACUGCACAGCGAAACAUGCCAUCCCCGCGUACAAGGACGCGGCCGGGAACCAGACUACUUUGUGCCUCAACACCAGGUCGACCGGUAUCCACAGCCCCCGCCCCGCGCAUCCGUCGACACAUAUGCCUCGACAUCAGAAGAAGACCUUGCCGAUGAGGUCGAUGAUAUGCCCGACUACGAUGUGCCUACAUACCGACACGAGCCGCUAGCUUGCGAUGCCAUCCCUACCACACCCCGCGACUUCGGAGAGCUCUUCCCUACAUCUAAGCGCUUAUCAAUACGCCACGACGACUCCACCAUAGACGGAAACAUGAAUCUGAGGGUGGACACACAGGUCGAGGAACGCGGACACCGGAAACAGAACUACACCCUCUUCCACCUCCGCAUGCAAGAUCUUCGCACACGUCAAUUCUCCCUCCGUCGGUACUGCAGAGAGUCAGGACGCGAAGUCUGCCAUUCGACGCGCAAGUAUCAGAAGCCCGCUGCGGAGAUGCGACCAGUCCUGCAACGCGCAAGCACAGCCCUCGCUAGCUUGGUCAAGUCCGACUCUCGCCCCUCGACAUCAGCUGGUCUGAAGCGGGCUGACUCCGGCUAUGACUCCGUACAGGGCAGUGUUCAUGACGACGACGACGAUAUGCCAUCUGAGUCACGCCCUAAAGCUGUGGGCUAUUCCAAAGGCCGCGCAUUAAUACCCACCAAUACCAUCAAGCUCGAAUUUUCGAAUUACGCGCAUCUCGAUGUGAAGCGCCGCGGUGCCAAGUCAUACAAGAAGUACGCUUUCGAAUACUGGGGCAACAACUAUUCCUGGAAACGCAUCGUCAAGAAGGAAGGCCGCGAACAACAUGAGUCUGUCUCUUAUUAUCUUGUCCGCGACGACAACGAUAAGGAGCCGCUAGCGCACAUCUGCCCCGUACGCUUGACUCGUGAAGAGGCACAUGAGGAAGCUGCCCGCGGGGGCUGGAUCCCACCGUGUUAUAUGCGUGUUACGGAUGACAAAAUCCUGUACUCUGACUCGGACAUCUCUGAUGUUGUUAUGGCGACAGGCCUCAUGGCUCUUGUAGACGACUGCAUCAAGCGACGCUUCCACUCCAAGCAGAGCACAACGAUGCAUAUCCCACUCCUCCGAAAUCCUUCCUUCAAGAUGGCCAACCUAGAAUACAUUGGUCCCAAACGCCUCAUCGAUGAGAUGUUCAACCGAAAACAUCAAGACGGUAACUUGUCAAAGAGACAGCCGUCGUCAGCACGUCGUGUACCCACAUCAGUCUAG
This is a messenger RNA of Alternaria burnsii, 1428 nucleotides long. RefSeq lists its product as uncharacterized. The coding region runs from base 1 to 1428 and encodes 475 amino acids. Lineage: Eukaryota; Fungi; Ascomycota; Dothideomycetes; Pleosporales; Pleosporaceae. The record is from RefSeq and is a predicted model, not a curated record. The transcript is spliced from 2 exons.